Messenger RNA from Scomber scombrus (Atlantic mackerel), 1141 nucleotides. RefSeq names its product solute carrier family 30 member 8 (gene slc30a8). Gene Ontology annotation, cellular component: plasma membrane. Gene Ontology annotation, molecular function: zinc ion transmembrane transporter activity. Bases 1 to 1083 code for a protein of 360 amino acids. Gene Ontology annotation, biological process: response to glucose; insulin secretion; zinc ion transmembrane transport. The record is from RefSeq and is a predicted model, not a curated record. NCBI's taxonomy places the organism in Eukaryota, Metazoa, Chordata, Actinopteri, Scombriformes, Scombridae. The transcript has 9 exons.
AUGUUCAGGAACAACAAGGAUCCAGAGAGGGUUCCCCUGGUGACAGAUGUGAAGGACACGUACAGCAAUGGGGAAAGCGUGCUCAGCCAAGAGGUGUUACAGAGAGACGGCACAGGUGGCAUCAAGCAUUGCCAUGACAACAGCCGUGCACAGGAGGAUCGUGAGAGAGAGAAGAAAACUGCCAGGAAGAGGUUGUACGUGGUCUCUGUCGUCUGCCUGAUUUUCAUGAUCGGCGAAAUCAUCGGUGGGUAUUUUGCAGGGAGUCUGGCAGUGAUGACGGACGCCGCCCAUCUUCUGGUCGACUUCACCAGCUUCAUCAUCAGCCUCUUAUCCCUCUGGCUCUCCUCCAGACCUGCAACACACAAGCUCAGCUACGGCUGGCAUCGUGCAGAGAUCAUGGGUGCGCUGCUGUCAGUUUUAACCAUCUGGCUAGUGACGGGAGUGUUGGUUUACCUGGCUGUAGAGCGCCUCAUCAGCGACGACUUCACCAUCGAUGGCAACAUCAUGCUCAUUACCUCUGGCUGUGCUGUGUUGGCAAAUAUCAUCAUGGCCCUCACCCUUCACCAAUCCGGCCACGGUCACAGACGGAGGGCUCAGCAGGCCAACGCCAGCGUGCGUGCAGCUUUCGUACACGUGCUGGGAGAUCUUCUGCAGAGCGUCAGCGUGCUCAUCAGCGCCAUCAUCAUCUUCUUCAGGCCAGAAUAUAAGAUCGCUGACCCCAUCUGCACCUUCAUAUUCUCCAUAUUAGUCUUGUGCACCACCCUCACAAUCAUGAGAGAUAUCCUCAUUGUCCUGAUGGAAGGUACUCCAGCAGGGGUGAGUUUUAGUGAAGUCCGGGAUGGUCUGUUAGCGGUGAAGGGGGUGACGGCGGUCCACAACCUUCACAUCUGGGCCCUCACCGUCAACCAGGCUGUACUGUCUGCACACGUAGCCAUAGACGAGUCAGUGGAUGCUCAGACAGUUUUAAGAGAAAUGACACAGGCUUGUUACUCCUCUUACAACUUCCACUCCAUUACGAUUCAAAUGGAACGACAGGCCGACCUGAAGCCUGGAUGUACCCUGUGUGAGGAUCCUAAGAAGUAGAAAAAAAACCUACCUACAGUAAUGUUUAGAUGCUGUAACCUGUGGUGAUAACGGUAUU